Molecule: messenger RNA, 618 nt
Organism: Staurois parvus
Lineage: Eukaryota; Metazoa; Chordata; Amphibia; Anura; Ranidae
Source: the annotation of a GenBank genome assembly
CUCUGGUCAUUCCCUGCACUGUCCGCAGUCUCAGUCUGGUCAUUCCCUGCACUGUGUCCGCAGUCUCUUGGUCAUCCCCUGCACUGUGUCCGCAGUCUCUUGGUCAUCCCCUGCACUGUGUCCGCAGUCUCUGCUCAUCUCCUGCACUGUGUCAUCCCCUGCACUUCUCUGGUGAUCUCCUGCACUGUGUCCGCAGUCUCUUGGUCAUCUCUGCCCUGUACUGUGUCCGCAGUCUCUGGUGAUCUCCUGCACUGUGUCCGCAGUCUCUGCUCAUCUCCUGCACUGUGUCCGCAGUCUCUGCUCAUCUCCUGCACUGUGUCCGCAGUCUCUGGUCAUCUCCUGCACUGUGUCCGCAGUCUCUGGUCAUCUCCUGCACUGUGUCCGCAGUCUCUGGUCAUCCCUGCACUGUGUCCGCAGUCUCUGGUCAUCUCCUGCACUGUGUCCGCAGUCUCUCUGGUCAUCUCCUGCACUGUCCGCAGUCUCUGGUCAUCUCACUGCACUGUGUCCGCAGUCUCUGGUCAUCCCCCCUGUACUAUGUCCGCAGUCUCUGCUCAUCUCCUGUACUGUGUCUGCAGUCUCUGCUCAUCUCCUGUACUAUGUCCGCAGUCUCUGGUCAUC